Microcebus murinus (gray mouse lemur) is the source of this 4127-nucleotide messenger RNA. It is a transcript of the gene USO1, whose product is annotated as USO1 vesicle transport factor. The record is from RefSeq and is a predicted model, not a curated record. Gene Ontology annotation, biological process: vesicle fusion with Golgi apparatus; endoplasmic reticulum to Golgi vesicle-mediated transport; intracellular protein transport. Gene Ontology annotation, cellular component: endoplasmic reticulum; Golgi stack; ER to Golgi transport vesicle membrane. Gene Ontology annotation, molecular function: protein binding. Lineage: Eukaryota; Metazoa; Chordata; Mammalia; Primates; Cheirogaleidae.
GGGCGGGGCCUUUGGCGGAACCUGGCUCCGGGGCUCCUCUCGCCUUCUCUCCCCUUUUGCCUUCGCCCUUCGAGCCGCCACGUAAUGCCACGUCCCCGCGCAUGCGCAUCUCGGCCCGUGGUGGCGGCUGUUUCCGGCCUUCGGGGGCUGGAGCGGCCGCAGAGCAGGCGACCGAGGUGGCGGCGGCCGGGGAGCGCCGAGUGAGGGCUUGGGGGCCUAGCCCUGCGGAUGCCGGGGGAAGUGGGCUUCUUUCCUUUCCGUGAGGAGCCGGUCAAGCCGGUCGCGUAGCUGCAAGAUGAAUUUCCUCCGCGGGGUCAUGGGGGGUCAGAGUGCGGGACCCCAGCACACAGAAGCUGAGACGAUUCAAAAGCUUUGUGACAGAGUAGCUUCAUCUACUUUAUUGGAUGAUCGAAGAAAUGCUGUGCGUGCUCUCAAAUCAUUAUCUAAGAAAUACCGCUUGGAAGUAGGUAUCCAAGCUAUGGAACAUCUUAUCCAUGUUUUACAAACGGAUCGUUCGGAUUCUGAAAUAAUAGGUUAUGCUUUGGACACACUAUAUAAUAUAAUAUCUAAUGAUGAAGAAGAAGAAGUAGAAGAAAAUUCCACAAGACAGAGUGAGGAUUUGGGAAGCCAGUUUACAGAAAUUUUCAUUAAGCAGCAAGAAAAUGUCACUCUUCUCUUAUCUUUAUUGGAGGAGUUUGAUUUCCACGUCCGCUGGCCUGGUGUGAAGCUCCUGACUUCUCUUUUAAAACAGCUGGGGCCUCAGGUGCAACAAAUUAUUUUAGUUAGUCCCAUGGGUGUGUCAAGAUUGAUGGACUUGUUAGCAGAUUCCAGGGAAGUUAUACGUAAUGAUGGUGUCUUACUACUACAGGCACUAACAAGAAGCAAUGGAGCAAUCCAGAAAAUUGUUGCUUUUGAAAAUGCAUUUGAGAGACUACUGGACAUUAUUACAGAAGAGGGGAACAGUGAUGGAGGUAUAGUAGUAGAAGAUUGUUUGAUUUUGCUCCAAAACUUGUUAAAAAACAACAAUUCCAAUCAAAAUUUUUUUAAAGAAGGCUCAUAUAUUCAGCGUAUGAAACCUUGGUUUGAAGUUGGAGAUGAAAAUUCUGGCUGGUCUGCACAGAAAGUGACCAAUCUACAUCUAAUGCUACAGCUUGUUCGUGUACUGGUGUCUCCCACCAACCCUCCUGGUGCUACCAGCAGCUGCCAGAAAGCCAUGUUCCAGUGCGGGUUACUGCAGCAGCUCUGUACCAUCCUGAUGGCUACCGGGGUUCCUGCCGACAUCCUGACGGAGACCAUAAAUACUGUAUCAGAAGUUAUUCGAGGCUGCCAAGUAAACCAAGACUACUUUGCAUCUGUAAAUGCACCUUCAAACCCACCAAGACCGGCAAUUGUGGUACUUCUCAUGUCCAUGGUUAAUGAAAGGCAGCCAUUUGUAUUGCGCUGUGCUGUUCUCUAUUGUUUCCAGUGUUUCUUAUAUAAAAACCAAAAAGGACAAGGAGAAAUUGUGUCAACACUUCUACCUUCCACCAUUGAUGCAACAGGUAAUUCGGUCUCAGCUGGUCAGUUGCUGUGUGGAGGUUUGUUUUCUACUGAUUCACUUUCAAACUGGUGUGCUGCGGUGGCCCUUGCUCAUGCUUUGCAAGAAAACGCUAUCCAGAAGGAACAGUUGCUCAGGGUUCAACUUGCUACAAGUAUCGGCAACCCGCCGGUUUCUUUACUACAGCAGUGCACCAACAUCCUUUCCCAGGGUGAUAAGAUCGACAGACGGGGAAGCAAAAUACAAACAAGAGUUGGAUUGUUAAUGUUGCUCUGUACCUGGCUAAGCAACUGUCCCAUUGCAGUGACGCAUUUUCUUCACAAUUCAGCCAAUGUUCCAUUUCUUACAGGACAAAUUGCAGAAAAUCUCGGAGAAGAAGAGCAGUUGGUCCAAGGCUUAUGUGCCCUUUUGUUGGGCAUUUCGAUUUACUUCAAUGAUAACUCACUUGAGAGCUGCACGAAAGAGAAACUGAAACAACUAAUAGAGAAGAGGAUUGGCAAAGAGAAUUUCAUAGAGAAACUAGGAUUUAUUAGCAAACAUGAGUUAUAUUCCAGAGCAUCUCAGAAACCUCAGCCAAACUUUCCCAGUCCAGAAUGUAUGAUAUUUGAUCAUGAGUUUACAAAGCUGGUAAAAGAACUUGAAGGUGUUAUAACUAAGGCUAUUUAUAAGUCCAGUGAAGAAGAUAAAAAAGAAGAAGAGGUGAAGAAAACACUAGAACAGCAUGACAAUAUUGUGUCUCACUACAAAAAUAUGAUUCGAGAGCAAGAUCUGCAACUUGAAGAAUUAAGGCAGCAGGUUUCUACAUUAAAAUGUCAAAAUGAACAGCUCCAGACAGCAGUCACACAGCAAGUAUCUCAGAUUCAGCAGCACAAGGAUCAGUAUAAUCUUCUUAAAGUACAGCUAGGAAAAGACAAUCAGCAUCAAGGUUCUUAUAGCGAUGGGGCUCAGAUGAAUGGCAUUCAGCUGGAAGAAAUUGGCAGGUUGCGAGAAGAAAUAGAAGAAUUAAAAAGUAAUCAGGAACUUUUACAGAGUCAGCUGAGUGAAAAGGACUCUUUCAUUAAAACUUUGAAAUCUUCCCAAACAUCUGGCAUGAAUGAACAGUCUUUAGCAACAGCUUCAGCUAGGGAUUCUGAACAAGUUGCAGAGUUAAAACAGGAACUGGCGACAUUAAAGUCUCAGUUAAACUCACAAUCUGUAGAGAUCACCAAACUACAGACAGAAAAGCAGGAGCUGUUACAGAAAACAGAAGCAUUUGCAGAAUCAGUCCCCCUACAAGGAGCCAGCGAGACUGUGAUAGCUGCUGAAACUACUGAUGUAGAAGGACGACUAUCAGCAUUAUUACAAGAGACUAAAGAAUUAAAGAAUGAAAUUAAAGCUCUGUCUGAGGAAAGAACUGCCAUUAAAGAACAGCUGGAUUCAUGUAACAGUACCGUUGCCAUUUUACAAAAUGAGAAGGACAAGCUAGAGUUGGAAAUUACGGAUUCCAAAAAAGAACAAGAUGAUCUCUUAGUGCUUUUGGCUGAACAAGAUCAGAAAAUAUUUUCAUUGAAGAGAAAACUCAAGGAUCUUGGUUAUCCAAUUGUAGAAGAGGAUGAACUUGAAUCUGGAGACCAAGAUGAGGAAGAUGAAAAUGAAGAUGCCGACAAGGACCAGGAUAGUAUCUAGCUUUAAAAUCUCUAGGAAUGAUAGAGAUUAUAUUGUAACCUUGAGGAUGGAAUCUUAAGACAGGACUUUGGUUUGCCUCCACAGAAAAUAAAGAUUUAGAAACCAAGUGGAAACGGUGAAUUAAGACCAUUGCUGUAUUUUUUAAAUGUUGCCACCCACGCUGAAAACCCUUGCGGAACUAUAUGCAGACAACAUAUGUUUUAUUCAAAUUCAUCUAAACUGUCCCAAAAUGUAAUUUGCAAAGAGCUUCAGACAUCAAAAAACAUGCCAUUUUAAGGCACGUGGUGGCCGUGCUGUUUACCUUAGUUCAUUGAUUAUUUACAUCUCAGAAUUUUGUGACUUUAAGUACUGACACAUUUGAUUGAAUGUGUAUUGAAUUGGAGUCAUCGCUCCUAAGUCCACAUUCGAGCUCUUAGCUGAUGAUUUUCUGUUAAAGAAAUGAGUUUACCUAAAAGCAAAAGCAAGGUAGCCUGGGCUGAGGGUUGAUGCCUAUCGUCAGCCCUCCAUCCAGUGUGACUCCGAGGGUGCGCGAGGGGACAGUGAGGGAUGAGUGCCUUGACACCUGCGUGGCGACGUCCCGCCUCCGUGGAGAAGCCGAGGUGCUGGCACACAGCGCGGCGCCGGGGAGGGCGGCUCUAGAAGCUUUUCAGCAGCGUGCUGACAGGGUUGGUUUUCUUUUUACUUUGAGCUAAACAUCUAAAACAGAUUAUAAGUUAACAGCUUAUGCAACUCAGAUGUAGUAUUGUCGAUUAUCAUAAAACAUAUUAUGUUCCUAGUUUUUAAACACCCAAACUAUGAUUUAUAUAAUUUAUUGGCAUUUUGCUGAAUAGGUUUAAGUCAGAUAAUAGAUUUUUAAGAAAGCAAAUGAAGCAAUGUGUCAAAAAUUUAAUGUUUCGUAAUAAAAGUAGAUAUUAUGUUCACUUAA